Messenger RNA from Halichondria panicea, 4368 nucleotides. RefSeq lists its product as uncharacterized. Lineage: Eukaryota; Metazoa; Porifera; Demospongiae; Suberitida; Halichondriidae. The record is from RefSeq and is a predicted model, not a curated record. The coding region runs from base 9 to 4181 and encodes 1390 amino acids. The transcript has 18 exons.
AUAACAUUAUGGAUUUGCUGAGAAAGCUUCUAAUUUUUGCAAUAAUUCUACUUUAUUCGCAAAGAUCUGAAUCAGCUGCUGUGUGUAGCAGAACUGCGAGUCGUUCUGUAUCAAGAUCGGAGUCGUCCUUAGUAUAUACGAGACAGAGUUACCGAUAUUACACUUCUUGUGGCUUUCUCUGGCUCAGUAGGUGUUCGAGGACUGGGUACAGGAAUGUAGGGAGCACAGCACACACAACCAGAUACAGCAGGCAAUACUAUCUUGACAAAUUUUGCUGUUCUGGUUAUGUUGGAUCUGCACCUUCCUGUAAACGAGAAUGCCACAGUUUGGGUCACCCAAGUAAUGGUCGUGUGUCUGUGCCAUCUCGUAUAGAAGGGAAUAGGGCUACCUAUAGUUGUGACAGUGGAUAUGCUUUACGUGGCUCAUCAAGUCGAUCUUGCCGGUCUGAUGGUACUUGGUCUGGGGGUGAACCGAUAUGUCACGUUGUCUGUGGAAAUCCACCUGGACCAUCAAAUGGUUUUGUGUCAGUACGGUCCACUUAUGUUGGAGACACUGCAUCUUAUUAUUGCAAUUCUGGUUAUCAUCUAUCUGGAUCGUCACCACGUGUAUGUCAAAGCUCAGGAUCCUGGAGUGGAAGGCAGCCGUCAUGUAUUCGUGUCUGCCCUGCACUAACAUCUCCGAGCAAUGGUGUUGUCAGUGUGAGUACCUACAAUGUUAACGGCAGAGCUACUUACACCUGCAACAAUGGGUAUGGAUUGUCUGGCACAUCUUCUCGUACUUGCUCUUCCAGUGGAAGCUGGUCCAGAUCAGUCCCCACGUGCCAAAGAAUUUGCCCUACGCUGAGUAAUCCAAGUAAUGGUCAAGUGUCUGUUAACUCUUAUUUUGGAGGAGGCAGAGCUGUGUACAGCUGCAAUCGUGGGUAUGGACUGUUAGGUUCAGCAACGGAGACAUGUUCCGUUGAUGGGAGCUGGUCUGGAUCACCACCAAGUUGUCAUAAUCUUUGUCCUGCACUGAGCAGUCCAGAAAAUGGUGCCGUGUCUGUUAAUACCUAUUUUCCUGGAAGCACUGCUACCUACACUUGUAAUAGUGGGUAUGAGCUGUCUGAUGAAUCUUCUCUCCGAACAUGUUCUUCUCUUGGAAUCUGGUCUGGAUCGGAUAUUACUUGUGAAAGAGUGUGCCCCAUCAGAAACCCCCCUGUAAAUGGUGAUGUGUCGGUUAGUACACACAAUGUUGAAGGUGUGGCUACUUUUACCUGUGACAACGGCUACGAAUUGUCUGGCUUAUCCAGAUGUACCUGUCUUGCUACUGGAAACUGGUCUGAGGAGGUGCCUGUUUGUAUCGGUUUGUGCUUGUACCCUGAUCAGCUUCGAAAUGGUAUAGUUUCAGCAGUAUCUCUUUUAGUUGGGGAGAAUGCAAUGUAUGUUUGUCAUGAUGGAUAUCGAUUGUCUGGAGACUCUACCCGACGCUGCCAAACCUCGAGAACUUGGAGUGGACGCCUCCCAGAAUGCAUCCGAGUGUGCCCUCCGUUAAACAAUCCAAGUGAUGGUAAAGUCGGUGUGAACAUUCCUGAUGUUGGUGCUACUGCCACAUACACAUGCAACACUGGAUAUGGAGUAGUUGGAUCACCUACUCGUAACUGCCUUUUUGAUGGAACUUGGUCUGGGAAGCAACCAUCUUGCAAUGUGACAUGUCCAAGAUUGAGUACUCCACCUCAUGGUCAGCUGAAGGUCCAGUCCUAUUAUGAUGGCGGUAUCGCUGUGUAUACCUGUGACAGUGGAUACUAUAUAUUGGGAUCAUUUGAUCGUAUUUGCAAACAAGGAAACUGGUCUGGAAGCGACCCUGCUUGUCAAGAGCUGAUGUGUCCACUUCUGACUGCUCCUACUGAAGGAAAUGUAUCUGUGUCAACUUAUCGACCUGGUGGUAUUGCUACCUACACUUGUGGAACUAACAUUGCAACUGAACAUCGAUACUGUACAGCUAAUGGAAGAUGGUCUGGAUCACCACCAAAUUGUCUAGGGACUGUAAGCACUGAUUGUCCUAUGAAGGCUUUUGACAAGGAUGUUGAAGAAAUUGCAAGGUCGAUUGUCAGCUCCUUAAACGAUAAGACAUUUUCUGAAAACACUUGUAUUUUUAUCGCGGCUUUUGAAACGCUAGUCGAUAUUCUGGGUGUGAAACCUUCUGAUAAAAACUAUAACGGUUUUAUUGUUGCAAUGAAUGAGAUUGGACAAGUAAACGAACUAUGUAAAGAAGACAAAACAGCUGAGGACAUUCAAAAGUUAGCGGAUGAAAUUGUCUCCACUUUUUCAGUGAAUUCAAAGAAUGAGGACAUAUCAAAUAUUCGAGAGCUUGUGGGUAAAUUACUGUGUAAUGCUGAAAAAACAAGACCUAAACGACAAUCUGAUGAAGACGAAAAUUGUGAAUGUCCGUUAGGAGGAAUUCAAAAUAUCGGCUCGGCUUGCGAAUUUUAUAAAUGUUUGAACUCUAGUAACUUGAAGAGCAUUUUUGGAUUUGAUUUAGGUGUAGAGGAUAUUCUAUUUCCAUGUUUGGCAUUCGUUGUAGAUACCACUGGUAGCAUGUCGGAAGAAAUCGAUGCUGUAAAGAGAAUCAUUUUGGAGUUUGUCCACGCUGAGAAAGAGUUUGCUACGUCUGAAGGUUGCUACAUGCUUGUUCCCUUCAACGAUUUAGGAUCAGAAAAAGCCAAUGUUCCAGAUGAAAGUAUUGGACCAAUUACCGUGGCAUAUACUGAGGAUGCUGAACAGCUUCUUUCAUUUUACAACAAUGUUACUGCUCUCAAGGCUAUACCCGAAUCUGGCGGUGAUAUCAAUGAGUACGCUCUUGAUGCUAUGCUAGAUGCAUUAGAGUUUACUAUAAAAGACGAAGAUGGUCCAUUGCUAUGGCCUGGAUCUCAGAUGAUUGUUCUAACAGAUGCGCCUUCAAAAAACAAGGACCUCAAGCUAAAUGUGACUUCAUUGGCUAAAAAAGAAUUUAUUUGCAUACAUUUCUUUGUAUCAUAUCAUUCUUUUCUUGAAGAUGGAGUCUAUCAGUACGUUGCAGAAGAAACAGAAGGAACUGUUGUGAAUCCGUAUAGUAAUUGGACUCUUGCAAGAUUUGUUUCGUCAUAUAAAGAGAAAAAAUGUGGAAUUUUCAUUGAUGAACGGCAAAAAAGAGCUCCUUCAAUCUCUUUAAAAUGUAGCUCCUUCCGAGUAUCACAACUGGCAUCUAUGUUCAAAUUUUCUGGCGAAGCUAACAGCACGGUUACCCUCAUUAGUCCCUCAGGAAAAUCUAUUGAAGUUGCUUCAAAGGGGGGAGUAGCUGUUCAUGCUAGGCCCAACCCUGAGUUUGGAGAGUGGCAGGCUUGUGCUGACACUGGAAUGCUAGAAGUGUCGGUUUAUGAAGAUAUUGUGAUUGAUGCCACAAUCUUUUACUUCAACAAUAUAGAAGGAUCAAAUCGGACAAGUGUUCCUCCGACUGAAUGUUCCAGUGGCACUGCUACGCUGCUCACAUCAAAGGCAUCUUUAUGUGGUACAAUUAAUCUUAACCUGAUUAAUCCAAGGAGAGAAAUCCUCCAUACAAUCCCAAUGAACGGAUGUGGUCAAAUGUUCUCUGGCAAUGCAACAUUUCCCAGUGGAACAUACACAUAUCAGAUCAGUGGAACCGACUCUCUCGGUACACCAUUUCAGACCAGUAUCAAAAAAGUUACCUUUAGAGAGGGUAAAUACAAUUUUGAAAUUGAUGAUCCGAACGAUCUAUUGGAGCUAAAAGGGCAAGAAACUGCGGAAGUCAGUGUAACAAUACAUAACAACAAUCGGUUUCCUUCGACAUUCAAACUCUCAGCUAAAAUUCUUGAUUUAUCAGUUCAUUCGGAACAAGUUGAAAUUACUGUGCCUGCAUUCAAGUCGUCUGCAGUGACUGUACCAAUUGUUGUACCAGAUUCGCUUUCCCAUGGCAUCAAAACACUCACCAUCCUGUCUGAAAAUGGCUGCAAUACCUUGACAGUUGACAAAACGGUCACUAUCAUCAAGGAAGCACCCCCAGUUACAUCGGCAGUUACAUCGGCUCCCAAUGAGUGUGGUUGCCUGAAUAGUGGGAUUUGCAGGCUUAUAACUCGUCGAGGGCGUGUCUACAAGAGGUGUAGCUGCCCAACUGGAUAUCGUGGAUCCAAAUGCCAACUUACAUACUGAUGGUAAAACACCAAAGAAAGAUGUGCUAACUUAAUUUGAUUGCUGCAUGUUAGUAUAAUUAGGUAGAUAUAGAUCUCUUCUAGCAACUGUGGACUCACCGAUUAGAAAACGAACAUUAAUGAUAUGGCAAUUAUGUACAUAUCCAUAUGUAUUGAAUUUUGUGUCGCAUUUUGUGUCGCAAUUCAAA